This is a messenger RNA of Quercus lobata, 1082 nucleotides long. RefSeq names its product disease resistance protein RPM1-like. Lineage: Eukaryota; Viridiplantae; Streptophyta; Magnoliopsida; Fagales; Fagaceae. Gene Ontology annotation, molecular function: ADP binding. The transcript is spliced from 2 exons. Bases 477 to 1046 code for a protein of 189 amino acids. The record is from RefSeq and is a predicted model, not a curated record.
AGGUUGCUAGCUUGAGGAAACAAUUCUUUGAUUCUACUGCACCUGGUGGGCUUGCCGAACCUUGACGACCUUCCUGCUCACAACUGAUCUAAGAAGGAAGGAGAAAUGGCAGAAGGUGCAUUCAGCCUAGUUAUACAAAAUUUGGUCCCGUUGUUAGCCCAAGAAGCGAAAUUGCUUAAGGGUAUCCAUGAAGAAGUUAAAAAUAUCAUACGUGAAAUGGAUAUGAUUCAAUCUUUCCUUAAGGAUGCUGAUAUAAGGGCCGAGAAGGAUCACAUGGACAAUGUAGCAAAGACAUGGGUGAAACAAGUGAGGGAAGAAGCUUAUCACAUAGAAGAUGUCAUUGAUGAAUACAUACUCAUUUUCCAAAACAACCUCAAGGGCAAAGGCAAUGCUUCUAUUUUCUCCGUAAGGUUUUUCACAUUAUCAUAAACCUAAAUGCACAACAUGUGAUAGCCUCUGAGAUUCAAGGUAUCAACAUGAUGCUCGAGAACAUCAAAAAGAGUGGUGAAAGAUAUGGCUCCAAUGUCAUAGAGCAAAGAAGAUCCAAUAGUGAUGCUAUAAGUGAUACAUGGCAUGAUCCUCGAAUGGCCUCCCUACUCAUUGAGGAAGCAGAGGUCGUGGGCAUUGAGUCUCGUAGAGAAAAAUUGAUAAAUUGGUUGGUAGAAGGUCCAUCUAAUCGCAUGGUGAUUUCAACGGUUGGUAUUGGUGGGCUUGGUAAGACCACUCUUGUAAAAAAAGUGUAUGAAAAUGAUAAAGUGACAGCACACUUUGAUUGUCGUGCUUGGAUCACAGUGUCUAAAUCAUACAAGAUGGAGGAGCUAUUAAGGAACAUGAUAAAGCAACUCUACAAGGCAAAGAAGCAAUCUAUUCCUGUGGAAAUUGACACAAUGGAACAAACAACACUAAUGGAGCAAAUAAGGCUAUAUUUACAUGAGCAUAGGUAUGUAGUAGUUUUUGAUGAUGUGUGGAAAAAAGAAUUUUGGGAUUACAUAGAACUAGCUUUACCUAAAAAUGAAAAAGGCAAUAGAAUAUUAAUCACAUCUUGAAAUGAGGAUGUUGCUCCUUCUAAUUAUUUGUAUAAA